GAGGAAGGGCUUGAGCCCACCUGUUUUAAGAAAAGUGAUGAUCUUGGGGGACUCUGGAUGUUCACGGAAGUAUUUUUCUUCUCUGAUUCCUACUGGUCCCAGUUUGCAGCCCGCCCAUCUGUCCUAGCCCACUUCCUCCUGGGAAACCAUGGUGCAGAGAGUUGCAAUCAUCGGAGCUGGUGUCAGUGGACUGGCCUCCAUUAAGUGCUGUCUGGAUGAGGGGCUAAAGCCCACCUGCUUUGAGAGAAGCAAUGGCAUCGGGGGACUCUGGAGGUUCUCAGAAACAACGAAAUCUGGGAGGAUCAGUGUCUAUAGAUCUGUGAUAACAAACACCUCCAAGGAAAUGUCCUGUUUUAGUGAUUUCCCCUUCCCAGAUAAUUUUCCCAACUACCUACACCAUUCCAGGCUCUUGGACUACUUUCGAAUGUAUGCUGAGCACUUUGACCUUCUCAAGUAUAUACACUUCGGGACAACAGUUCACAGCAUAAGGAAAUGCCCAGAUUUCUCUGCCAGUGGCCAGUGGGAAAUUGUCACUGAGGCCAAUGGGGAACAGAAGUCCUCCAUCUUUGAUGCUGUUAUGGUUUGCAGUGGCCAUUAUGCAGAGCCACAUUUGCCACUGGAUUCUUUUCCUGGUAUAAGAAAUCGCUUUAAAGGCCAGUGCCUCCACAGCUGGGAGUACAAAGACUCAGAUGAUUUCAAAGGAAAAAGAAUCCUUGUGGUCGGUACUGGGAAUUCUGGAGGAGAUAUUGCUGUGGACCUCAGUCAUGUGGCUGCUCAGGUAUUUCUCAGCACCAGAAGUGGCACAUGGGUGGUUAGUCGUGUUUCAAACCAGGGCUUCCCUCUUGACAUGGUGUUCACCACACGCUUUGCCAACUGUGUUGAAUGGUUGCUCCCAUCAGUCCUCGCGAGCAGGAUCAAGAGAAAGAAAUUCAGCGCAUGGUUUAACCAUGAAAACUAUAGCUUGUUUCAGCAAAAAAGUCAAGAGCUACAUUUGAUUGUGAAUGAUGAGCUGCCAAGCUGCAUUCUCUGUGGUGCUGUCGUGGUAAAACCAAAUGUGAAGGAGUUUACUGAAACCUCGGCUAUCUUUGAAGAUGAGACUGUCAUGGACAACAUAGAUGUGGUGGUCUUUGCCACAGGAUUCACUGCGUCUUUUCCUUUCCUUGAAGAGUCAGUUCAGAAUGUCUGCAAAAGCAAGACCUCUCUUUACAAAUAUGUCUUCCCACCCCAACUGGAGAAGCCAACACUGGCUGUCCUUGGCUUUAUACAGCUAACAGGCUCCAUCAUGGUAGGAACGGAACUCCAGGCUCGCUGGGUCACAAGAGUUUUUAAAGGGUCAAAUAAGCUCCCUCAAGUCAGCAGAAUGAUGACUGAUGUUUCCAAGGAAAAGGAACUUUUAAUGAAACGACCCAUCCUGGUAAAGCUACCAACUGGCUCCAAGUUUCUGAGACAGCACUGACUUUUGGAGCUGUGUCCUAGUGGCUCCAAGGACUCCCUGAAACACAACUGUUUUUUUGGAUUUGAAAAAAAGGUCACGUAUUAGCACUGUUGUGUCUGAGAUCAUGAAGCAUGAUGUUGCUUGACACGAUGUUUAUGCAGCCACUACCUGAGCUAAUUAGUUUUCUCUCUUAGCAGAGCCAAUUAACCUACUUGCAGCAUUGCACUGGUGGCUAUACUAAGUGCAAAAUAUGAUGUAUCCAUUCUGGAAGUCUCUGGAGAAUCUGGGACUAUGUCCUGGAUGUGGUUUCUUGAAAAUUGAGUCUCUGGGCCCUCCAUCCCUUUUCAAGCUUCUGAGUUCUGUGGCAACACAUGGCAUGGCAUGGCACAGGGCACUGAGGGUAAGAUCCAGGCCAGAUGGCACAGCGGUAGGGAGGGACACGCAUGCAGGCACACACUGUAGUGGUGGGAGGGAUACCCAUGCAGAAGGUGGGCCAGGGGCAGCCUAUAGGACACCUGGCUACUUAGAAGUUGGAUAACUAUGAUGUAAAAUGUUAAAUAUCACAAGACUUUUAGAGAUUCUCUUCAGUGUUGUCCACACAUAGGAUAUUCAGUGGCUUUCUGUUUGAAAUUACUUGAUUACAUGGAAAGUUUAGAUUGAUUGUUUUAAAACAAAAUAAUACUAAGCCUACACACAAAACCUGUACUGCUUGUCCUAUAGCACUAUAAAUAAAAUGAUAUAAACACUAGUGGAAACACAGGUUUAUUGCUGUAGCUUAUUCCUGUGUGAAAAAGACCUAUGCCUGCAUAAGACAUCUUUGUAUCAAUGUAAGCUUAUCCAUACAAGGCUGAAUUGCUGUAUUUGCAGCAUCCCACAUUUUGGAAGCAAAAGCUGGGAAACAGUUCUGGAUGCAUCAGAGUGAUCAGGAGCUCUGAAACUAGUAGAUGAAAUAUAGUCAGUCUUCUGGCCCAUACAAUUGCUCAGUUUGAGAAUUUGUCCAAUUGACGCUGCCUAGGACCAAUUUUUCAUAUUCAGGAUGAAACUCCUAUUUUUGGGAGUCCUCCAGGACUCAGCCCUGAAAUCUGGGAUCAUCCUGGAUUUUCCAGGAUGGGUCAUACAUGUGAAAACAAUUACACCACUCCCCUCACUGCAUCAUCUCUGUAAAAGCUGUGCAUGCACCUUGUUUCUUAGCUCUCUUCCUGGCUGAAAAACGAAUGCAAGAGACAUAGGCACCAACUUUUAUUUUUACCGGGGAGGGAGGCCUAAGAUGAUGGACAUGUGAAAAGUUCUGCACAUUUCAGGUGACAACCCUCUUCCCGAGGGGGGCCAGGGCCCUCAGGCCCCCACAUACUCGGUGCCUCUGGCAGGAGUAUCCCAAGUUAUUAUGCAAGAGUAACCCAGUAGCUGAAUCCAUGAGUAAGCCAAGUGCAAAACCAAUGAAAAAUAAAAAGACCCACUCAGGUCUAAAAAUCGCACAGGUUUUAACCUAGUCCCAUGAUCUGGGGCAGGGCCUAAGCCAGAGAGUUCUAGCUACCUGAAGCAAGCAGGGCUGUCUCUUGGCCAACACAGGCCUAAAAUGUGAGCACCAGUAUUGCUACAUGGCUGCUCUAGGAGAGUAUCAAACUGGUGGAAUUUAUUACCAGGGAUCCUGGGCUCUUCUGAUAAAAUUAAAAAACCCCACAAUUUUUGGAUUAAAAAAAAGUAACACAAAAUGCACAUUUUUCUGUGAUUAAAAUGAAAUGCCACACAGUGUGUGUGUGUGUGUGUGUGUAGUAGCCCAGGUACACUCAAGAGUAUGCCCGUCCACAAAUGGAAGGGAUGGAGAUGGUCAGGCAAGAGUGCUGCAAGAGAGGGAGGGAGCAGUUCCCACUUUUUGCCAUACAGCCAAGCCAGGACACAGUACUUAUUGAUAUACAUCAUUUGUAUAUAGUUAAGUUACAAGCCCUUAAACUGAUGUAAGAUAUUUACAAUAUGCUUUACAUGUGACACUGCAUUCAGUAGUCUGCAAUCAGGAAAUUCGCACUACCUCCAGGAACAUGCAAAACAGAGCACAGGUAACUGGGAACUCAAAACGGGUUACUCACAGCAUGGGAAGUGACCAACUUCCAAUACAGAUGAGUAUUGGAUAUCCAGGAACAGGUAAGCACAGGUAGGUAAAGCUAUCACUUCAAUAAACAGAUACAGGCAACCCAGUAGGCAAGCACAGGUAAGUCAGGUAACAAUACAGUAGGCACAUACAGACAGCAAAGCAAAUAAACACAGGUAAUUCAAGGUACCAUUUCAGUAAGCAUAUACAGGCAGCAACCAAGUAACUCAAUAUGAACAUCGAAGAAUACCCAUAAUUAUAUUAACAUCAACAUUACAUCAAUCACAAGAUAUGAGGUGCCUUCAACACCCCCUGGGGUGUCCUGUGGAUCCCCUGUCCUUUUGAGUACAAGCUUGGGCUCACCUCCCAAUAGAGAAGGGAGGCUCCAGAAUCCCCCCUCCCUCCGACAGCAUCGGGCUCCCAUCCCACAACCCGAGACCCUGUAUAUCCAGCUCCCACAGGGGCCUCUCCCAGGGCACCUCCCCUGUGGGACCUGCUCCUCAGCAACUCCUGCUCCCGUUCAAAAGAACAGUUGGGUCUUGUCCCCUGGACAUUAGCCCUUGUAGCCUCUCCCCAGCAGCACCUCCAGCUCCUCUUGUGGCCAGGCACCCUGCUCUGGGCACCCAGGCCGAGCACGCUGCCUUCUCCAGCUAUCCAGCCUCACGCUGGGGGUUUUCUUCUCUCCCUGGCCUUGUGCCCCUCUCUGGGCACCGAGGUCUUUGUUGUCUACAUCAAGCCACACUGCCAUGAGCUCUGGCCGUCUGGCCUCAUGCUGGGGCUUCUCCAGGCCCCGCUCUGGGCACCGAGGGCUCUUUCAGAUGUGCGGAGCUGUGCCCGCACAUCCCAGGCCCGAACUGCCUCAAACAGCUCCCAGGACUGAGGCUCCGUGGAUGGGGUUGUCCCAGGCAACUUCUUCAGGGUGUCUUUUGGGUGACCGCUCGCGGGGCAGCUCUCACCAGUUCUUCUAGGCCCCUCUCUUCUUAAGUCCUGCAAGGCAUUGCUCCCCAGUGCGUGAUCACCUGCCCUUUUAUUCUUUCUAGAGGCCCCUUCCCCCACAAAGAGCAUCUUCAAUUGAGUCCAGACUGCCCUCUUCCCUCUUCCAAGCCCAUUGUGCACGGCAAAAAUGGCAAGCCCACUGCGAUAGAUAGAUAGAUAAUUCUGUGGCGUUCCAUUUUAAUCACAGAAAAAUGUGCAUUUUGGGUUACUUUUUUAUCAGAGAAAACCAGGAUCCCUGUUACCAACAGGCCACAAACGUCUCUGCGACCCACGAAGAGCCGAGAUCUGGUGGGGAGCCGCUGAGCUGGGCCUGGAAGCGGCCCAAAGACUUUUAAAAGCCCCUGAAUUUGCCCCUGAAGCUCCUCCUCCCCAGACAGGCUCCGGCAGGCCCCGCAGUGCCUCGUGGACGCAGUUCCCGCCAGCUCCUGCAGAGGGCGCUGCCGGCUCCGCUCCGGGCCGUGAAGAAAGCGGCUGUCCGGGGUCACGU
Alligator sinensis (Chinese alligator) is the source of this 5004-nucleotide messenger RNA. RefSeq names its product dimethylaniline monooxygenase [N-oxide-forming] 2. The transcript has 10 exons. NCBI's taxonomy places the organism in Eukaryota, Metazoa, Chordata, Crocodylia, Alligatoridae. The record is from RefSeq and is a predicted model, not a curated record. The coding region runs from base 149 to 1456 and encodes 435 amino acids. Gene Ontology annotation, molecular function: flavin adenine dinucleotide binding; NADP binding; N,N-dimethylaniline monooxygenase activity.